Messenger RNA from Anopheles marshallii, 303 nucleotides. Its product is annotated as venom peptide SjAPI-2-like. Bases 1 to 303 code for a protein of 100 amino acids. The record is from RefSeq and is a predicted model, not a curated record. The transcript is spliced from 2 exons. Lineage: Eukaryota; Metazoa; Arthropoda; Insecta; Diptera; Culicidae.
AUGGCUUGCUUUACUGUCGGACGGCUGCUACCGUUCGUGGUGGUUAUAUCCGUGUUCGUCCUAGGAUGUCCGGCGCUACCCGUUGACGACGAAUGGGUCGAUCCGGAAAUGGAGUGCAGCAGGUUGAACGAAAGCUAUGACGCAUGUGGUAACGGUUGUGGUGAUUUGACCUGUCUGAAUGUGCGCAGAAACGAUGUCCAGUGCGGUCGCCAGUGCCAGGAGGGUUGCUUCUGCAACAGAGGCUACGUUCGCAGUCGCAGCGGUAGCUGCAUACCUUCGUACGCUUGUGCUACCUUCGGAUAG